GUACCAAAGGGCAAGAGAUUUUACAGCAUUCGCAAAGCUCGAUUCUUGCUGCAUCUACGAAGAAGAAACAGUGCUCAAAUCCCUCAAAGACUAUCAAAGAUCCAUAUUUGAUUGGUCUCCAUAACCUACUUACACAAAGAAAAUGGAUCUCAACCAGCCUCCAGUUGAAAAUUACGCUAAUCCGAAGACGUGCUUCUUUCAUGUUCUCUUCAAGGCGGCGGCUUUGGCCUUUUACAUACUCUCUGCCCUCUUCUUUGACAACUUUGUUAUCAUCUUUGUGGUGACUGUCCUUCUCGCUGCUCUUGACUUUUGGGUAGUCAAGAAUGUGAGUGGUCGUAUUUUAGUUGGUCUGAGGUGGUGGAAUGAGAUAAAUGAUCUCGGUGAGAGUGUGUGGAAGUUUGAGUGCCUUGAUCAAGAGUCACUGGCCCGGAUUAACAAGAAAGACUCGUGGCUAUUCUGGUGGACUCUUUAUCUCUCGGCAAUUGCAUGGAUUGUUCUUGGAAUAUUUUCUCUCAUAAGGUUCCAGGCUGAUUAUCUCCUGGUUGUUGGAGUUUGUUUGACCCUCAGUAUUGCAAAUAUUGUUGGCUUUACCAAAUGUCGCAAAGGUAGCCGACCCCAAGCUUUUGAGAUAAAGGCUUUGAUGAUGAAGAUGCAAAGAAGCAGCUUCAAGCAUUCGCUUCUCAGACCAUUGCGUCUCGAGUUACAUCCACUAUACAGUCUGCAUUCAGUGUUGUGUGAGAGUCAUUAUAGAAGAUGGAACAAAGAUGAGGAAAUGAAUUCACGGGAUGGAUGCCAGAGAAAGUGGACAUGGCAUUGUAAAAAUUUUGUCAUUUUUUGAGUUGGUGUUAUGUUCCAAUUGCUGUAGUCUGUAAAGAUGCAAUUAGAUAUUCUCUUUACAACCACUGGAUUUAUAUGGAUUUGUAGAAUGGACUAUGAAACAAAACUUCACGGCAAACUGUAUCGUCAAAGUUGCAUAUCCUAAAUGAGAGCUCGGGCACAAUUGUUUUCCAUUGUUGCCUGUUGGUGUCAA
Messenger RNA from Tripterygium wilfordii, 1030 nucleotides. RefSeq names its product Golgi apparatus membrane protein-like protein ECHIDNA. Gene Ontology annotation, cellular component: Golgi membrane. NCBI's taxonomy places the organism in Eukaryota, Viridiplantae, Streptophyta, Magnoliopsida, Celastrales, Celastraceae. Gene Ontology annotation, biological process: protein secretion; vesicle-mediated transport. The transcript is spliced from 7 exons. The record is from RefSeq and is a predicted model, not a curated record. The coding region runs from base 143 to 838 and encodes 231 amino acids.